UAUGUAAGUCAACCAAGUUCAAUUUCCCAACCAAAAGUAUAAAACAUAACUUUGCAGACAUUUUAGUAAAUAAUAGUAUAAGUUUUAGUAACAAAUGGUAAUUGUGCUUUAGGAGCAAGAUGUUAAUUUGCUCAUGGAAGACAGGAGCUUAGAGCAAAUGCUAAUGGAUUUCAACAAAAUCCUGAAUUUAUUAUGCAUUAAAAUCCACAAGGUGCUCUACCCAUCAAGACAUAACCAAUUAAUCCCAUGAUUGCGAAUUAUAAAAGUAUUAUUUAAGAUUAAUCAUUUUUAAGCAUAAUUGUGCAAACACUUUAACCCAUAAACAGGAUUAUGCAAAAAUGGGGCUACAUGCACAUUUGCUCAUGGUGAAUAGGAACUAAAUUAAAUAAAUCCUUAUUUCCAAAAUCAAUAUUUGUAAUAAUAUCAAAUAUUAUAAUAAUAGGGCUAUGUAGCAACAAAUCAAAUAGUAAAAUUAAGCUUAAAUAUAAGCUGAACUCACUUAAUAAAUAUUAAUUAUGAUUCUGUCAAAUAUGGAACAUAUUUUUCCAGGAUAACAAGUAAAUAAUCCCAAUAAAUUUUAGGACAUCAUAAAUUUGUUAAAAUAGGGCUAAGAAAAAGCCAAGUAGGGUGAUAAUUAAGGAGCAAGUGAAAUAAUUAAAUUAAUUAUACAUGAUGAGCAGAGAACUAAGGAAGAAAAAUAAUAAUAUCAAUAAAUUUAUAACAAUGCCUAAAGACAUUAUGAUUCAAAAUUAAAAGAGUACUUAAACCAAUGAUUU
This is a messenger RNA of Paramecium pentaurelia, 776 nucleotides long. The record is from the annotation of a GenBank genome assembly. NCBI's taxonomy places the organism in Eukaryota, Ciliophora, Oligohymenophorea, Peniculida, Parameciidae.